Grammomys surdaster is the source of this 666-nucleotide messenger RNA. Its product is annotated as kinesin-like protein KIF23. Gene Ontology annotation, molecular function: microtubule motor activity; microtubule binding; ATP binding. The transcript has 5 exons. Gene Ontology annotation, biological process: microtubule-based movement. Lineage: Eukaryota; Metazoa; Chordata; Mammalia; Rodentia; Muridae. The annotation marks the transcript as partial. The record is from RefSeq and is a predicted model, not a curated record.
AUCCAAUACAUGUUUAAGCAGGUAUUUGGCACGAAUAACGCCCAGAAAGAAGUCUUUGAUGUGGUAGCUAAUCCCUUGACGUUUAAGUCUAAUCAUAGGAACAGCAUGGAGAUACAGCCUGAAGUUGAUGCCUUGUUGGAAUGGCAGAAAAGAGAAGCCAUGCCCAUUCCAAAGAGCCACUCUAGCAAGCGACAAGCAGAUUCAGAGUUUGCACAUAUGAUAGACAUACAAGAAUUCUGCAAAGCAGAAGAAGUUGAUGAGGACAGUGUCUAUGGUGUACUCAUCUCUUUCAUUGAAAUCUAUAAUGAUUACAUAUAUGAUAUGCUGGAAGAAGAACAGUUUGAUCCCAUAAAGCCCAAACUCCCACAAUCAAAGAUGCUCCGAGAAAAGAACCACAAUACUUACGUUGCAGGAUGUACAGAAGUAGAAGUGCAACCCCUAAUUUAGGUCAUCUUCUACCAAUGAAAACAUUACCUGUAAGGUGUUGUCUCCAUCAGCAUCCAGAGGAGCCUGCACGAGUUUCAUGCUGAAAACACUAUGUGUACUGUAGGGUGCGUCCCCUGAGCUUUCCUGAUCAGGAAUGCUGUGUAGAGGUGGUCAAUAAUAAUACAACGGUGCAGCUCCACACUCCUGAGGGCUGUCAACUCCAAAGUAAUGAAGACUAUA